CUGUUGCCGAGGCGACGCCUUGGUUACUUCCGUUCCUUUCAAUGCUUCCGGGUUGGCGCUGCGGUGGUGUUUCCUACUGUGGGAGUCUCCGCUUCCCAGUCGUCUGCUGAGCUUGAGCAGCAUCAGAAAAGUUCCACUUUAAGCCAUGAGAUGUCUGGUCUGAACUGGAAACCUUUUGUGUAUGGCGGCCUUGCCUCUAUUGUUGCCGAGUUCGGCACUUUCCCUGUGGACCUUACUAAAACACGGCUGCAAGUCCAAGGCCAGAGCAUCGAUGUCCGUUUCAAAGAAAUAAAAUAUAGAGGGAUGUUUCAUGCCUUGUUCCGAAUUUAUAAAGAAGAAGGGAUCUUGGCUCUGUAUUCAGGAAUUGCCCCUGCUUUACUAAGACAGGCAUCAUAUGGCACCAUCAAAAUUGGUAUUUACCAAAGCUUGAAGCGGUUAUUUGUAGAACGUUUGGAAGAUGAAACUCUCCUGAUUAAUAUGAUCUGUGGGGUAGUGUCAGGAGUGAUUUCAUCUACUAUAGCCAAUCCCACUGAUGUUCUAAAGAUUCGGAUGCAGGCUCAAGGAAGUUUGUUCCAAGGGAGCAUGAUUGGCAGCUUCAUUGAUAUAUACCAGCAAGAAGGUACCAGGGGGCUGUGGAGAGGUGUGGUCCCAACUGCUCAGCGGGCUGCCAUCGUUGUGGGAGUGGAGUUGCCAGUUUAUGACAUUACCAAGAAGCACCUGAUACUGUCGGGAAUGCUGGGAGACACCAUUUUAACACAUUUUGUUUCUAGCUUUACCUGUGGUUUGGCUGGGGCUCUGGCAUCUAACCCAGUUGAUGUUGUGAGAACGCGAAUGAUGAAUCAGAGGGCAAUAGUGGGCCAUGUGGACCUCUACAAGGGUACAUUGGAUGGUAUUUUAAAGAUGUGGAAACAUGAAGGCUUUUUUGCCCUCUAUAAAGGAUUUUGGCCAAACUGGCUUCGACUUGGACCCUGGAACAUCAUUUUUUUUAUUACAUAUGAGCAGCUCAAGAGGCUUCAGAUCUAAGAACUGAACAUCUGUGAGCCCAGCCCUGCCGCCCUUUCUACUGUUCUCCUUUGUGUUCCUAUUGUAUUUUGACAAAGACGUAUGUGUUUACAGAACCAGUGGUCUCCCAAGAGCCCUCUAAUGGAAGACUAGUAGGAUGACUUAAGGUUGUUGAUGCAUUUGUGUUACCUCUUCCCUAAGAGGAAGUAUUAACAUUGCGAGUGUGACCCCAGAUUGGUGUCUUCUGUGAAGAUGGAUACUGAUGGGUGACAUUCAAAAGGGCCUUCUUUUCAAACGUGGGUUAAAUGUAGUUGGUUAUCCCCAGAUAGGCUACAGCAGAAGGCUACCAGCACAGUUCCUGCUAGCUAUGUUAUAGACCUUGGUUCUCAUUAAACUAUUUAUUGGCUGAA
This is a messenger RNA of Peromyscus eremicus (cactus mouse), 1412 nucleotides long. It is a transcript of the gene Slc25a14, whose product is annotated as solute carrier family 25 member 14. The transcript is spliced from 10 exons. Gene Ontology annotation, biological process: mitochondrial transport. The record is from RefSeq and is a predicted model, not a curated record. Lineage: Eukaryota; Metazoa; Chordata; Mammalia; Rodentia; Cricetidae. Bases 151 to 1023 code for a protein of 290 amino acids. Gene Ontology annotation, cellular component: mitochondrial membrane.